Didymodactylos carnosus is the source of this 684-nucleotide messenger RNA. NCBI's taxonomy places the organism in Eukaryota, Metazoa, Rotifera, Eurotatoria, Philodinida, Philodinidae. The record is from the annotation of a GenBank genome assembly.
AUGCGCACCGCGCUUAAUAUUCAACCACGAGUGAUUUAUGAAGAGUUAUAUACUGUUCAUGGUGAUCAAGUUCCUUGCCUUAGAACGGUGGAAAGAUGGUGUAAACGAUUCCGUGAAGGCCGAGAUGACCUCGAAGACGAAGCACGACCCGGCAGACCUGUUACCGAAACAACCACUGAAAACAUCGAACAAGUUCGUCUGGUCAUUGAUGAUGAUCCUAGAGUUUCGAUAGAGGAAAUACAAGAACAAACUGGUCUAAGUUACGGUACUACGCAACGGAUCCUUGUCGAUCAUUUGCAAAUGACCAAAGUUACGGCUCGUUACUUACCGAAGCAACUGACUGACUUCCAACGAAGUGAACGAGUACGAAUAUGCAAAGAGAACUUGGCACGAUUCACGGAUGGAACAUGGCGAUUAUGCAAUGUGGUAACGGGCGACGAGUCGUGGUUCUAUCAUCGACAAACUGGCCGCAAGUCAUCAAAUGCUGCUUGGGUGGCAAGAGGUGAUCCUCCACCCACAAUCAUUCGUCGCGAUAGAUUUGCUCCGAAAACGCUAUUCUCCAUCUUUUUCAAAUCCACUGGUCCGCUUCUGAUUUAUGGUGUGCUACGGGGGCAAACUAUCGAUCAUCGAUAUUACAUCGAUAACUGCUUGCAACCUCUUAUAGACGAAAUCAGGCACCAAUGA